AAUCUACUUUACCUUCAUAUUAAUUCUAACCUAAAAGUUGUCCAUUGUUUGUUUAUUAACUUGUAGUAACUCAGAGGAACUUGACGCAUAUUAAACCGCACAAAACCUACUACAAUGGCUCUGAUUAUGCAAAGAAAGACCAACGUGCGUCUUCCCCCAGAAAUCAACAGGAUCUUGUACGUGAGAAACCUGCCGUACAAAAUAACCGCUGAAGAAAUGUACGACAUAUUCGGUAAAUACGGAGCGAUCAGGCAAAUCCGCCUUGGCAACACGCCGGAGACCAGAGGCACUGCUUUUGUUGUGUACGAGGACAUUUUCGAUGCCAAAAAUGCUUGUGAUCAUUUGUCUGGGUUUAACGUCUGUAAUCGGUAUUUGGUUGUGUUGUAUUAUCAAGCAAGUAAAGCCUUUAAGAAAACUGACAUUGAGAAGAAACAGGAGGAGAUUGACAAGAUGAAAUCGAAGUAUGGAAUCAAUACAUAAUUUAUUUUAGGUUAAGCUUACAAGUAUAAUGUUUUUUUUAUAAAUAAAUGUGGAAAGGUAACAAUUUUUGUUAUGAUUAUUUCUAAUAAUUUACGAAGACAGAAAAUUAUUUUGUGUGAUACUAAAU
Molecule: messenger RNA, 607 nt
Organism: Aethina tumida (small hive beetle)
Lineage: Eukaryota; Metazoa; Arthropoda; Insecta; Coleoptera; Nitidulidae
Gene: Sf3b6
Product: splicing factor 3B subunit 6
Exons: 2
Coding region: 115-480 (121 amino acids)
Biological process (GO): mRNA splicing, via spliceosome
Cellular component (GO): catalytic step 2 spliceosome; U2 snRNP; precatalytic spliceosome
Molecular function (GO): RNA binding
Source: RefSeq, a predicted model, not a curated record